AUGGCUUUGUUCUGCACAUAGUAGAAUUUUGACAGGCAUAUGUAUUUUGAGUAUAUUAUCAUUAACUUGAGUGUGAGCUGCCAUGUUUGUUUUUCACCCAUAGACCUGAUAAAUCAAUGCCAUCCACCCAGCAAACAGUGGUGCAACCACCAGCAAGCACCCUCAUGUGACCACCACAGUGUGCAGCAAGCAACAUCACUUCCCGUUUAAUGGUGGUUAGCAAGUCAUAUGGCUAAAAAUGUGGGUUGCAAAAAUUGUUUCCAGGCAGUAUUGGGCUUGUGGCCACAUUUUCCUGUUCUCUCCUAGAAUUCCAGAAAUGGGAUAUGAUAGAAAUUCCCCAAAUCGGGCAAUUAAAAGGGAUUAAAUUGCAGCACAAAAACAGGGCAUCGUAUAAUGACAAGGGACUGCAAUCUAAAUUCGAUUAUCUUCGCUAGAAAGUUCCCUUGGAAUGCCGUGCAAAUGUUUUUGCGGAUGGAAAGGCCAAAUCCUAGUAGUCCAUGAGUAUGAAGUGCAGCGAUUGUACUUAAAUACAACUGGGCUUCUGCGCUGACUGGAUUAAAAAGCGCCGUGUAAGUCUCUAUACGUGGCACUUAUACAGCUCCUCGCACAGCUCAGGCAGUCAGAGGGCGGUACCUAACACGUCAAUACCUGGGGCGGUGCCUGGCAGGCAUGGAGGACAAUGGCAGCCCCGGGAGCGGAAUUGCACGCGGCUCCUUUAAGAGACGUAUCUGCUUGUUCGCCGAGCAUCGGACUUUGAGGGAGAGGGUGACGGAUUGCACAAGAUGCACUGCGGAUGUGCUGCCCAGAGGAAAUUGGCGAGGACUGAGUGCUGCUUGGGGCUGCGGAGUUCCUGCAGGGCCUUAGUUCUAAAUGCUUCUUCCCAGGAAUGGGUGCUCUCCCCAGCCCCAGAGCGUGAAUGCCCGGGAGAUCCUGCUGGGAUCCGGCAUGUUGGGGAGGGUGGGGUGAGGGGGAUCCCAAUCUGUGGUGGGCGGGCUCCUUUUUCCUUCCCUGGGAAAUAUAUGUAAUAAAGGUAAGUGCUGAAAGGAAUAAAAAUUCUGUUUCGCCUAAAAGCCCCAUUUGUGUAUUUGUUAGGGACGCGCAUUCCGCCUGGGGGAGGGGGAAGGGCAAUGGUGCAGCAAGAAACAAUAGGACCCGCUUUAACUCCUGCCAGACCGGCGGAUGGGAGAGUCAAGGGCUUGGCACCGCUGGGGUUAAAUUUGGAAGGGGAGAAACAUCAUUUAAAUAUCUGGUUAGGGCAGAAGAGAUUACAUUUCGUUUCUCUCUCAUCAAUUUUCUGUUUAAUGUCACUGGAACUCCAUUGUGGGAGAAGAGAGACGUCACACAGCCAUAAAUUUGUGAUUAUCCAGCUACCAGCAGCCUGGCCUUUAAUUCAAUGGAUUUGCUCCAGGCAGCUAGGGAUCCAAGAGCUGGAGCCCAUAAUCCUAUUUAUUAGAAUCACCAUAAUAAUAUCGAUAAGUGAGAAGCUAGCACAAAGGAUCUGUACAGGGACCGCGCAGUCCAAAUAGGAGCCAGCAAUCAAGUAACUUCCCCUUUCCCAAGAGCAAUAAAAGCACCAAGUGAGGGAUCUGCUAGAACAGGAAAUUAUUUCUCCACCCUACUCUAUGCUCUGUGCUGCCUGAGCUCCAUUCUCCCUGGGAUUGCAUAGAAAUGAGCCAGGACAUCACUCCUAGAGGAUGAUCCAAGAGCAGCAGGAGGAGCCCGGCCCCACCCCCGGGACCUCCCACUAAGUAAGCCCUGUUUUUCUGCUACGCCCCUCCGGGAUGGACGGCAGGGAAUUUGUGCCUCCCUCUCACCUAAGUCACCGUGGAGCCGGACGAAUGAACCCUCCUGUAGGCCACAGUGCGGUACAGCAUCCAGGCCAUUUUCAAGCUACAAAAUACUUCUCCUCCCCCUUACCCAUGGCGACCCAUUCAGCUGGGAGCGCUUUAAUGGCAAACUCCUCACCCUCUUUCAUGGGCAGUUUCCUGAGUAGCAGCCUUGGUUCAGCAGCAGCAGCAGCGCAUCCAGCAGGAGCAUCAAACUCCCCCCAAGAAACCACCUACAGGGGACCCCAUGGGACUGGCACCUCCCAGAUCUGGUUCUCUCACUCCCAUGAAGGUUAUCCCCGUUUCUCUGCAAGCCUGGCCUCUACAUUUCUGCCUAUGAGCCACCUGGACCACGGGAACAGCAAUGUCUUGUAUGGGCAGCAUCGUUUUUAUGAGUCCCAGAAAGAUAAUUUUUAUUUGAGAAAUCUUCCAGCACAGCCAACUCUUCUGUCUGCCAAUCACAAUUUCCCAAGUAUAGCCCGUGCAGCUCCUGGCCACCCCAUUGGUUCCUGUAGCAGAGACCGAGAAAACGGCCAUCUGCAAAAGAAAGAUGCUGAACGUUACCUGGGGAGCACAGAUCUAAAUAAAGAAAAAAUUAACAAGGGGGACCUAAAGGAGAGACGCAUUGAAGAGGAGGGCAAGGAGAGACAGAAGGUGGUAUUGCCUAUUUCUCUCGAUGGUCAUUGCAAGGAGGAUCUUCACCAGAGAGGCUCAUGUGACAACCGGACCAAGCAUCUCAAUUCUUGCUUGAUGACCUCAAAAGUACUCAAUGGUGAUCCAUGCAAACAAAUGCUGACAAGCUGCACAAUGGGGACAGGAAUGCCCAGACAGGGGAGCCAGAGCCGAUGUGCCAAAGACAUAAUUAGGUCUGACAAGACAUAUCCUCAGCAUGAUCCCCAACAACCAUACAGUGAGUGCCUGGAGAGGAGGCAAAUGCUUCACCACUCUGUUUCAUAUACAGUCCCGUCCAGUCUACCCAGCAUUCCUGCCCCACUGAACACCUCUACUGGCUCAUUCCCCUGUCUCCAGCUGCAUUCCAACCCAGAUGUGGUGUGCUCAUUGCAGGAAAAGGCUGGCAGGGAUCUGAAAAUGGGCAGGCCCACAUUUGUGCCUUCAGUGGGGUACUUCACUGACAAAAGCCGGCCUUUUCAGGUGACCCCGGAGAGUUGCCAUGUGGAUAGAGAAGAGGGAAAAGAUAAGAGCCUUGAACUGAACUCUGAUAUCCAUCUCCAAGGUUCUUACUCAAACACAUUUUCUCACUUGAAAACUGAGAAUAAAGGGGAGAGGCGGUUGGAAUGGCAGCAGAACUCUGCCACCAGGAUCAAAAAUUUAGAGUUUUUGAGCAGUGGGGGCUCUGAACAUGCUAUGCAGAGGGGCAUGGAAAAAGGGGGUUACUUUGAGAUGCCUCCAUCGCAAGAUUUCCCUCGUCCCAAUCACCAGGAUGCACACUGUGUAAAACCCAGUCAGUCCUGUUGCACUUUAGACAGGUCCUCCAAAGACCCACAGACACAUAGUUCUCAGAAGGUUGCUCGGAUACGGCACCAACAACACAGACCUACUGAAAUGGAGCAAACGGGAAGUGUGCAGGAUGGGAAAAGAAAAACCAUUGAGCUGAAUUCCUUAGGCUACAAUGUACCUCCCCUUCCCCCAUGGACUGAUUCUUCUAUCUCAAUAAAUGAGGAGAGGAAGAACUCAUAUCUUGACCCUUUUAGCACAAGUUUACAACAGGCUGCGCUAAUGACCCCAGGCCCAUCAUUGAACCAGGAAAUGCAAGGCCCAACUGAUGAAGUCUCUGCUAUGAAAAACCUACUAAAGUACAGCAAUCAAGCACUUAUUGUGGGUCAGAGGGCCCCAUUUGUGGGCUUAGGGAACAUGAAGGCCAGCUGCUCACAACAAGAAAUGAAAUUCCACUCCAGCAAAUGUCAGCCAGAGCAAGAGCGCAUGGACUGUGCCAGGAGUCGGGAAAAUGAGAUCUCUCAUGGUGAUGGCGAAGUCAGGCAGCCCCCAGUUGGUAUAGCGGUGGCAGUUGCACGUCAGAAGGAUACUGGGAGCCGCCAAGAUCCAUUAUUUGGUGCAGGAUCUAGUCGGCACAGCAGGAAUAACAUGGGACCGAAAGGUACACAGAGCAGGAAUACUUCGAGAUCACAAAACUUUGCAACUGGUUCUGGACGAUCCAUGAAUGUUAUUGACUUGGACUCAGAUGAUGAAAGGAACCGCCUUUGUGACGAGAGGCUGGGAAUCUCUGGUCGGGACAUUCUCAUGCAGGAAAACAAAGACCUGGUGGAGUUUGCUCGAAUCCAUCCUUCAAGUGGUUGUCCUGGAGACCUUACCCCUCACCUCAUGAUAGCAAGUGGUUCAUCCCUUCAAGCUAGCCAGUUAGGAGGAGAUCCCACCUCGCAUAGCCACCCUACACACCCUCAUUGGCUACCCAGAACUAGAAGUCCCUCCAUCUGGAUGGGGGGUCACUCUUAUAGUAUAAGUCAUCCAGCUCUACACCAAAAUCUUCCCCCUGGGUUUCCCACUUCCAUGCCCAGUGCCAUGCAACCUGUGUUCCCUCUAUCGCAGGAACCACCUGCACAGUUGGUUAUUCUACCUCCAGACCCUUCUCCCCACACUGCUCCACACCCUCUGGCGGAUGUCAUGGAUCAGGCUUCCCUCUGGCCCCCUAUGUACCCUGGUAGAGGACCUGCUUCUCACCUACAGCACCCAGGACAGCUACCAGUCUACUCACGGUCACAGUUUCUUCGGCAACAGGAGCUCUAUGCCCUACAGCAGCAAAGGGCAGCCCAAGCCUUGGACCUUCAGAGGCAAAACCACCUGCAGAGGAAGCCAGAGGAUCACCAGCCAGAACCUGAAGAUACUCCAGAAAAUACCAUUAAGUCAAAUAGCAAAACAGACACCUUAAAUGCUUUCAAGAGCCAGACUCCACCUGCCCUACUGCUGCCACCUCCAUCUGCACCUGCACCAUCCAAACUGUCUCCCUGCUGCCAUUCACCAGCUAUAAGGCCUCCAUUGUCCAAAUGCCCAACUUCAAGGCCACUGGCCCCAUGCACUUUACCUGCCUGUCCAGAAGCCAGCUCUGUAUUGGUGCCUAGCUCUCCGGCUGUUAGCCCAGUGCCAGUUCAGAAUGCCAAGGGAAAAGAGGGUGAUGAGAGGAGGGGGGAGGGGCAGCCCCCUAGAGACUAUCCCAAAUCACUGGAACCAGAUCUGCCCCCCAGAUAUAAAUACCCAGAUGUUGUCCAAUCUUACACUUCCCCUUCACCACAUCAUGUGCACUCCGCAGACCCUGCAGAUACUGAAUCUAUGCAAAAAGCAUCCGCUGCAGCAGAACCUGAACAGUCUAGGACGUUUACUCCCACCAAGAAACCUUGUGACACAUCUUUGUCUAGUGACUCAUUGGAACUCAGCCAGAAAUUGUCUAAUUUGGAUGAGACAGACUUAAAUGAAAUCUGUGUUCAAGUACCCCAAAGGUCCCAAGAGUUGGAAUGUGGGAAAGCUGCUGUUGCUACAGACAGGUGUAUGGACAAGACUAAGGAAAAUAAAGACAAUGCAGAAAAGGUGCAACCUGUGCAUGAAGAGGCUGAAAGAGAAAAAGAAUUAGAAGACGAUGGUGAUUUCAUUGGUGAUUUCAUUGACACUUCUUCUGAACAGCUGCUAAAUAUCUCAAAUGGGUCACCAGCUGCUUCUUUGACCACAGAGGAGACAAACAUUGAGGCCAGUGGGGAAGUUGCUGCUUCAUUAGUAGACAUCUGUGAUCAAGAGUCCAGAGACCCUGAGGGAGGAGAAGAUAAUCCCUUAUCUAUUUCCCAGCACGCAUCCCCAGCUCCAUUUAUUCACCAUGACUCUUUAUAUACUUUGGACACACUGAUAGCAGCCAGUAUCUCUAUUGGAGAACUUCCAUCUCUCCAGGAUGAGAAAAAUAUCUGCUGUCCAAACAGUUCACCCCCCCUUUCCAACUCAGGUAUUAAUGGAAUUGCUCUGCUCAGUGAGUUGGCAGAUCUAGCACUGCAGGAACAGCCUAAAUACACUACAAAAACCAAUGAAGAUGAGUCUGUUGUGUCAGACCUUCAGGUUUUUGCAACCAUUGCCACAGCAUGGUCCCUGGCAGAAGCUGCCAUUCUGGACGGUGCGGCCUCUGGCUGCCCUGUUCCCUACUGCCUCAACAUCGCCCCUCGAGUUAGAUUGUCACGCCGAACAUAUACUUGGACACCAAAAACUAAAAUGGUGUGUCCCUUGAAGGCUGCCAUAGAUCAUCUAGACACUCAGGAGGUAGACAAGAGGAUGAAGCUGGUGGAGAUCCAGCGCAGGUAUAAAGAAAAGCAGAGGGAGCUGGUUAAGUUGCAAAGAAGGCAUGACCAUGAAAAGGAAGAAAGUUCCAGAAGUCCAGUGCGCCGAGGACCAGGUCGACCCAGAAAACGUCCACACUGCCGUGCCCUGUCUUCACACCGGUCAAAUGAGAGCAAGAAAGCCAAAUCACUGAACAAAAGUCUAAACCUACUGUGUACGGAACUGCGGACUGAUGGGGAACCUACAAAAAAGAUCAAGUUUUCAGAGGAAUGUUACAGUGACAGAGAACACCCGUCAGCAGUUAAACUACAUUGUAAAAAGACCGUUAGUCCUAAGAACAAGCUGUCGUCCAAACUGGCACAGAAGGUUUCCAAGCUACAGAGUAAGGUCCUGGGAUCAGCUGGCAGUGCUUUUUGCAAUAAAGAUGUGCUCCUUGCAAGUAAAAUUCAGAAGAAGCUGCCACACCACAAAGGGGCAGGUCUGAUGGUGAAACAAGGAUUGGAACGAAAAGGGCAAGAGAGACUGCAGCCAGUUAACAGCAUUGAGGACCCAGAAGAAGGAGAAGGAGUCAACGAAGAAGAUUCUGAGAGUGAAGAAGAACAGGACGUCCCAGGGGUGGUCAUCCAUGAUGCUAGUCUUGCGCUGCACACUGCUGUCACCCCUCCUUUGGUUGGUCCUUCUCCAUCAUCUGUGGUGAAAAUGGAAGCUAACCAGAAAGCGAAGAAGAAAAUUGAAAGGCAGGGUCUGUUAGGGUACUACUGUAGUAUUACUAGUCCAGAGAGUGAAGUUAAGAUCCGCAAGCAUUCUGCAAAGCUGGAUUCCCAAACUCUUCACAUGAAACCCCUCAAGAAAAAAUCCCUGAGCCAUGCGAGCAAACCUAAAGGGUCCUUGCAGCAGUGUAUUGCUUCGGGCACUUUAUCACAUACUCCCAACAAAAGUCUCUUUGGUUCUCCAGCCCUGUCACUGAAGAAGGACAAGAAGAACAAAGACUUACAGAGAAAGAAUGGGGUUUUGAGUCUCUCCUUGACAUCCAGAGGCCCAAAAAGUCUUCUUAAACAUGGGCGGGUGAAAUCAAAACAGGAGCGAGGCAGAGCGGUCAGCCGGCUCCUACAAAGCUUUGCUGUAGAAGAUGACUUCCAGUUUGAUGAUAACAGCAGCUUUUCAGAAGGAGACGACAAUGUGAGCCCUGCUGGUGGCAAAAGUAAAGACCGGACUCAUGUUUGCUCCCUUUCCAAGAUGGAUCUAAGGGAAGGCUUAAAAGUCCUUAUACCCAAGGAGGACAACCUACUGUAUGCAGCUAGUAUCCGCAGCCUGCAACCGCCAGACAUAUACAGUGUUGUGAUAGAGGGUGAGAGAGGAAACCGGCCUAGGAUUUACUCCCAGGAGCAGCUGCUACAGGAAGCAGUAGUAGAUAUACGACCUCAGUCCACACGAUGUCUUCCCCAUGGAACACGAGUCUGUGCAUACUGGAGUCAGAAGUCACGCUGUCUGUACCCAGGGAAUGUAGUGAGAGGCUCUUCCAGUGACGAGGGUGAGUCUGAUUCUGUAACGGUUGCAUUUGAUGAUGGUGAUCGGGGAAAAAUCACGCUGAACAACAUCCGAUUGCUGCCCCCUGACUAUACCAUCCAGUGUACAGAACCAUCACCAGCUCUGCUCCUGUCAGCAGAGAGCCGCAGAGCUAAGCGUGUUGCCAGUAACCCCACUGCUUCCAUAGAACCAGCCCAGAAUCUAAACUCAGAAAGCAGGGAAACAGAGCCCUCAAAGAACAUCAACAAAAAAAUGUCCAACAAAGAGAAAACUGAUGUGUUCAACUCAGGAGCAAAUACACCGCUACCAGUGACCAACUUCCUGGGCCGCUCUAGUAAUGUGGGAUUGUUAAACUGGGCAUCACAAGGCAAGCGGAAGGGAGGGGCCAGAACUGGAGCAGGACUGCAUGAAAGCUUCCAGCAGCCAGGGUGUGUUAAAAAACAGAAAUCCCGUGAACAACCACAUGUAUUUGGAAACGGGUUUGGAGCUGGCUCCUUUAGCAGUCUGGCAAAUUCUUACUUGCCUUUUGGGGGAAGUGCUAACCCUGGGCUUACUCUGGGCCAAAAGCCAAUGCGGGCAAAAAAAGGGGAGAGGUCAGAGGAGGAGGACAAAAGAAAGGGGUCCAAGAGAAAAGCAGGCAAUGAGUUCCUGGUUAAGCUUGAUCACGAAGGAGUCAUGUCACCCAAAACAAAAAAUGGCAAAGCCCUUCUGCUGUGUGAUAAAGACUUUGGGCUUCGUAUUGGGCAAAGUUACACUACUCAAACAGACCUUGGUAAGGACAAGAAGCGCGAGCCACCUUUGCAUGAGCAUCUCCCUAUGAGUCUUGCAUUAAGAAAAUACUCUGGGCAGGCAGAGUUUGGAUUGAAUUGUGACAGUGACUGCCCCAGUUCAUAUUCGGACCAGGAUGAGGAGGAGAAUGAAGGAGAUUUGCCAGCAAGGGUCCCUUCAAAGUUCUUAGCAGGGCUCACUGUGUCAUCCUCUUCUUCUGGUUCUUCUUCAACCUCCAGUUCUGGUUCUCUGUCCAGCUCCAGUAUUAGUUCUACAGACAAUGAGGACUUAUCAGAAAGCUCAGAUGAAGGAGACUCCUCCCUGCUUCUGCAACCUUGCCUCACACACCCGGUGCCUGCUCUGUUAGCACAGCAUCCUGAAGAUGGGGGCUCCAGUUCCAGAGGGUGCUUUGUCUCAGGGCAAAAGGCCAAACAGAGGAGGAAAGGGACCUCUUCAAGCUUUUCCAAAACCAAAGAGCCCUGUCCUAAACAGCAACGCUUACCCUCUGUAGAAAACCGGCCAAAGAUUUCUGCCUUCCUGCCUGCACGUCAGCUCUGGAAAUGGUCUGGGGAGCCCACCCAGAGACGGGGAAUGAAAGGAAAAGCACGCAAGUUAUUUUAUAAAGCAAUUGUGCGUGGUAAAGAGACACUGCACGUGGGGGACUGUGCAGUUUUCCUGUCAGCCGGUCGGCCUAACCUGCCCUACAUUGGGCGAAUUGAGAGCAUGUGGGAAUCCUGGGGUGGCAACAUGGUGGUUAAAGUCAAGUGGUUUUACCACCCUGAAGAAACAAAAUUGGGUAAAAGGCACAGCGAUGGCAAGAAUGCGCUGUACCAGUCAUCACACGAGGAUGAGAAUGACAUACAGACAAUCUCACACAAGUGCCAGGUUGUGAGCCGUCAGCAGUAUGACAAAUUGAGCCACAACAAGCGCUACCUGGACCGGCAGAAUCUCUACUACCUGGCAGGGACCUAUGACCCAGGAACUGGAAGGCUAGUAACAGCAGAUGGUGUGCCAGUGCUGUGCUGAGAUGGCAUGCAAGAGGCAGCAUGCAGGAGGGUACCACUUAUAAUCAGCACUUCUUACAGCAGCACAUUACAAAUCUGCAGGUAGCAUGUACAAACACACAGACUUACAAAGCAAACAUUAAUAUAGAAUCUGAAUCCCAUAGAAUCCCAUUGGGCGCUACACUCCGUGUGGAAUCUUGAAUCAGUGAGCAGGGCCCUUCAUGUCUUACUAUACUCUGGCUUGAAUUUUAGGGCCCACUGACUGGCUGAGCCCUGGCACAGGAGAAUCCCUUUUACUCAUAUGAUAGUUGCUCUUGCAGCUAAUGCGCACAAAUCCUAAAGUGAACACAGAGACACUGCAUGCACAAAGAGCUUUGUGUGUUUGCACAUUAAAGACACAUGCACAUGAAACUGACACACACACACACACACACAGUGCAAUUUUUUUUCAAAGGAUCAAACCUUGAUCACCAAAAAUGUGGUCUACAAAACACUUCAAAAAGCUGAAGCAUUUGUACAAAUCUUUUCAACCCAUGUGGUGCAUAGAAGACAUGGAGGAGGCAAUCAAAGAGCCCGUAGUUAAGGGUUACUCUACAGGGUAGUUUGCAAACCCAGGCCCACACUGUAUAACCCCCUCAACUGAAAGAUCAUGACCUUCCACACUUAAACAUUGUGGUUAAAGAAUAGUUCUCAGAAUCCUUGCCCAAUAUUUACCCUCCUCAUAACACAGAAGCAAGAUAAUCCCUACAUUGGCAGUAGAGUCUAACACACUGCAGAGCAAGAGCUGGUGUAGAACAAAUGCAUUACAGACCCAUUGUCCCUGAAGGGCUUGAUGCAGCAAUGCUAGGAAAAACCUUAAUUUGAUACCUGCAUGUACUAAAGAUUGCAAUUAAUAAUGAUUGCUUUUACACAACACAACAGUAUUAUCUGCUUAUCCCAAGAUCGCUGCUAAUUACACCGCACAAGAUAGCAGGAAGUAAGUACCUUCCCUAUUCUAUACAGGAAACUGUGCCCCACUUGCUAUAGAAAGAUACUGGGGUUGUAGCCUAGGUAUUUUCAUAAAAUUAUUGUUACAGCACUUACGAGUGUGCUCAUGACAAAAAACGGUAAGCCCUGUUUCAAGGGGCCUAGAACCUAAAUUUGCCUUUAACAGGAAUAACGAUUUUUAAUUGCUGUAUGAUGAAAUCCUAAAGCAAGUAGCAAAUUGAAUUAUUUCCUAGCAACUCUGUCCUAAGCUUUUUAACAGACGCAUUUUCUUUUCAUUUAAUUUUGUUUGUAAUUAUUUGUAAUUUUUUUGUGUGUAUUUUUUUUUUAUUCCUUAUUUAUGGUCAACAGCCUCAAGUUUCAAGCCAUAUUUUCCCCAGUACCUCUUAACAGCUUUUCUUCCUGAAAGGCAGGAUCAGGUGUAAUAUUACUCUAUUUAUUCACUGUGUAAAUACCGAAAUUUCUUUUGGAAAAUUUUUAUUAACAAAAAAAAAAAAAAAAAAAAAAUUUAAAUGAAACCUAGUUAAAAAAAAAUCCCGUCCCUUUUUCUGCUGUUGCUACAAUGUAGAUUAUUGCACUGUGCUCCCUCGGCAAGGCUGAGAAUAUUAGGAAUUCUGUAUAAUUUGUAAUUAUAAUGUGGGUUAAAGAGGAAAAAAGCACUUGGGGAUUAGGCAGGGACUUGAAGGGGGCAAUGGAAGACAAUUCAAGUAUCUAAACAAAUUGUUGUCACAUUUAAAUGCUUUUAUUGUUAAAAAAAAACAAAAAAAACACCAAAAUCCUGGAAAUAUGUAAAUACGUUGUCUGAAAUUUUUUUUUUUGUGUUGUUUAAAACAUUUUUUUAAGGAAAAAAGUAAAGAAAAAGUAUUGGGAAUGUCAAUAUGGUCCGAUGGAAUAAAAAAUGGAAAUAUUCUAUAAAUAUAUAUUAUAUAAAGUA
Messenger RNA from Xenopus laevis (African clawed frog), 11330 nucleotides. RefSeq names its product BAH domain and coiled-coil containing 1 S homeolog (gene bahcc1.S). Gene Ontology annotation, molecular function: chromatin binding. The transcript has 28 exons. Lineage: Eukaryota; Metazoa; Chordata; Amphibia; Anura; Pipidae. The record is from RefSeq and is a predicted model, not a curated record. The coding region runs from base 1782 to 9434 and encodes 2550 amino acids.